GGACAGAGACGCUUCUGGAAGAACCAUCGCGAUGGCCGCCCAACGAGAACCCCAAGUUCAGUUUAAACUUGUAUUGGUUGGCGAUGGGGGUACUGGAAAAACUACAUUUGUGAAACGUCAUUUGACUGGUGAAUUUGAGAAGAAGUAUGUAGCCACCUUGGGCGUGGGGGUCCAUCCCCUUGUGUUGCACACCAACAGAGGGCCUAUUAAAUUCAACGUGUGGGACACGGCUGGUCAGGAGAAAUUCGGCGGCCUGAGAGGUGGCUAUUACAUCCAAGCCCAGUGUGCCAUUAUAAUGUUUGAUGUAACAUCAAGAGUUACUUACAAGAAUGUGCCUAACUGGCAUAGAGAUCUGGUACGAGUGUGUGAAAACAUCCCCAUCGUGUUGUGUGGCAACAAAGUGGAUAUUAAGGACAGGAAAGUUAAGGCAAAAUCCAUCGUCUUCCACCGAAAGAAGAAUCUUCAGUACUAUGACAUUUCUGCCAAAAGUAACUACAACUUUGAAAAGCCCUUCCUCUGGCUCGCUAGAAAACUGAUUGGAGACCCUGACCUGGAGUUCGUGGCCAUGCCUGCUCUCGCCCCCCCAGAGGUGGUCAUGGACCCGGCUUUGGCGGCACAGUAUGAACACGACUGA
Molecule: messenger RNA, 634 nt
Organism: Choloepus didactylus (southern two-toed sloth)
Lineage: Eukaryota; Metazoa; Chordata; Mammalia; Pilosa; Megalonychidae
Product: GTP-binding nuclear protein Ran-like
Exons: 1
Coding region: 32-634 (200 amino acids)
Biological process (GO): protein import into nucleus; ribosomal subunit export from nucleus
Cellular component (GO): cytoplasm; nucleus
Molecular function (GO): GTPase activity; GTP binding
Source: RefSeq, a predicted model, not a curated record